Neodiprion fabricii is the source of this 2007-nucleotide messenger RNA. It is a transcript of the gene Ns1, whose product is annotated as guanine nucleotide-binding protein-like 3 homolog. Lineage: Eukaryota; Metazoa; Arthropoda; Insecta; Hymenoptera; Diprionidae. The transcript is spliced from 8 exons. Gene Ontology annotation, molecular function: GTP binding. Bases 149 to 1900 code for a protein of 583 amino acids. The record is from RefSeq and is a predicted model, not a curated record. Gene Ontology annotation, cellular component: nucleolus.
CUACCUAUCAGUUAGUGCAGAGCUCAGAGUUUCUUAUUACGUGUGAACUGAACUAGCACGUGUUGAGUCUGUGAUUAUGUGUAUUUUUUAAGAAAAUAUAUAAUUGUCUUAAUUGAUUAGCCCCUAGUAAAACGAUUGUGAACGUAAGAUGGCAAAAUUCUGUUUAAAAAAGGGAAGCAAAAGAGUUUCCGCACGAAAAAGGUACAAGAUUGAGAAAAAAGUGCGCGAGCACAAUCGCAAGGUCAGGAGAGAGGCAAAGAAAAAUCCGAAGAGCAAGAAAAAAGCAAAUACCGUCCAAGUGCCAAAUUCGUGUCCAUUCAAGGAAGACAUAUUGAAAGAGGUGGAAGUACUUAAGAAACAGCGAGAAGAAGAAAAGCAGAAACAACGUGAAGCAGCUCGUGAGAGAAAGCGUGAACAGUUGAGCGGAAAUCUAGAGGGGCUCGUGACUCAGGCUCAGAAUAAACAAAUUCAACAUGAUUCUUCGAUAGUAAAAUCCUCUGCCAAUGAGACAGAGAAAAAACCAGUCAAGCGAGAAGAAAACUCUUUGAAAGCACAUUACAAAGAAUUUAAAAAAGUUUUGGACUCUGCUGACGUGAUCCUUGAAGUUGUCGAUGCAAGAGAUCCUUUGGGAACAAGAUGCAAACAGGUCGAGGAGGCGGUGCAAACUGCAAAAGGAAAUAAAAGGCUCGUGCUGGUCUUAAAUAAAGCGGAUUUAGUACCUAGGGAAAAUUUGGACAACUGGCUUAAAUAUUUGCGUCGCAGUUUACCGGCAGUAGCUUUUAAAUCAUCAACACAAGAUCAAUCUAAGCGAUUGGGUAGAAAGAAACUUGGUAAAAAAACAGAGGAUUUGAUACAAGGAGGCGUAUGCUUUGGAGCCGAAUUACUGCUAUCCUUGCUGGCUAAUUACUGUAGAAACAGUGGAACAGUAAAGACCAGCAUUCGCGUCGGUGUGGUUGGCUUGCCAAAUGUUGGAAAAUCUAGCGUUAUUAAUUCUCUGAAAAGAAGUAGAGCAUGCGAUGUUGGAAACACUCCAGGAGUCACAAAAUGUGUCCAAAUGGUGCAACUGGAUUCAAAAAUCAAGUUAUUAGAUUCUCCUGGAAUAGUAUUCGCCAAUCCCCAACAGGAUAAAGAUGGUCCUGAUGACUCCUCAGUUGCCCUUAAAAAUGCUGUACGAAUAGAAGCCCUGCAAGACCCAUUUACACCAGCCUCAGCGAUAUUGAAGCGUGUGUCCAAGAAGUACAUGAUGGAAUUGUAUGAUAUUCUUGAAUAUUCUUCUCCCGACGAAUUUUUUGCCAUGAAAGCCGCAAGGAUGGGCAAAUUCAAAAAAGGUGGAAUACCAGAUGCUACAGCAGCAGCCCGAGGAGUCUUAGCUGAUUGGAAUUCAGGAAAAAUUCGAUACUAUACGCUGCCUCCAGAAGAUUCAGCUUCGCAACUAUCUGCUGAAAUUGUACAACAGUUUGCAAAAGAAUUCGACAUUGAUAGUUUCGCAACUGAAGAAGCUAUGAUGUUGGAUCACGUUGGAGCAGAAUCAGCAAAGGCAAAUACAGCUGGAAGCCUUGUUUGUGACAGUUCAGGUCCUGUUGAUGCGGCUAUGGAAAUUGAAAUUCAAGAAAAGCGCACGCAAAAGAAGGUGGCCGUACUUGGAGUCGACAAAAAGAAAGCUAAAAAAGGUGACCCUAAAUCCACUGCAAUAGAAGGACGGAAAAAAAAAGUUGAACCACUCUUUGAAAUCGAAGGAAAUCAAAAAUUGAAUAAACUAAAUAAGAUACAGUUUAAAAAACUCAAAAAAGAACGAGCAAGAGGAGAAAAAGCAGCAACAGGACUCGCUCAAGUAUUAGAAGAUAUACAGAUCACAGCCUCAGAUGACUACAACUUCGAAACUGACUUCAAACCCAAGUAAACAUUAUUACGAAUACUGGUACGCAGUAAUCUUUAAGGGGAGGUAAACCACUAUUUGUUGGGAGCUAAAAAAUAAACAUUACGUUCAUAAGUAUGAUUGUAAUAUAA